AUGAGAAAAAAUUUGCAAGGGGUUUUGAUACGUACUGGAAAUAGGGAAAAUUUUACAUCGAUUGAAGAAGAAGAUUAUUUGGAUAUAUUGAGAACUAAAGAUAGGGUUCAAUUUCAAAUAUUCAAUUUUCAAAUUUUCGUCGUUUUAAAAGAAGCGCAUCAUUUUCAUUUCAAUUUGACCCGCAGACACGUCUGGUUCGGGAACGAGUCCUCGGGAAUCGACGGCGGCUUGAGUCAAUUAGUACACGAAAGAAAAAUCGAUAUCAGUACAUCCGGAGGUUAUUUACGACCGGCCAGAAUCGAUUAUUACGAUUUUUUAAUGCCGCUGUAUAAAUUCAGGUCCGCUUUCAUUUUCGUCAAUCCCGAUCGAACCGGACCCGGUUUGGAAAUAUUGAAACCGUUUGCGAUCGAUACUUGGUAUAUCCUAGUACUAUCUCUAAUAAUAAUCGGUAUAUCGAUAUAUUUGACGUUUCGAUUCGAAUCCAAAUCGAAAUAUAGUUUGUGCAGCUCGAUGUUAGUCACCAUUUCAGUUAUAUCUCAACAAGGUAUUCAGAAUGUCCUAGCUUAG
Diorhabda sublineata is the source of this 567-nucleotide messenger RNA. RefSeq lists its product as uncharacterized. The record is from RefSeq and is a predicted model, not a curated record. NCBI's taxonomy places the organism in Eukaryota, Metazoa, Arthropoda, Insecta, Coleoptera, Chrysomelidae. The coding region runs from base 1 to 567 and encodes 188 amino acids. The transcript has 4 exons.